Messenger RNA from Xiphias gladius (swordfish), 2610 nucleotides. RefSeq names its product SLIT and NTRK-like family, member 5b (gene slitrk5b). The coding region runs from base 10 to 2610 and encodes 866 amino acids. The record is from RefSeq and is a predicted model, not a curated record. Gene Ontology annotation, cellular component: membrane. Gene Ontology annotation, molecular function: protein binding. The transcript has a single exon. NCBI's taxonomy places the organism in Eukaryota, Metazoa, Chordata, Actinopteri, Istiophoriformes, Xiphiidae. Gene Ontology annotation, biological process: regulation of presynapse assembly; axonogenesis; positive regulation of synapse assembly.
UGCGGGAAAAUGCAUCUCUGGAUUUCAUGUGUUUUGCUCAGUGCUACAUCGGUGUGCACUGUUCAGAUGUAUGGCAGUUAUGGGGAAAUAUGUCAAAGACUGUGUGCCUGUGAGGAGAGAGAGGGGAUACUUACCGUGAGCUGUGAAAACAGAGGAAUUGUAAGUCUCUCAGACAUAAGCCCAGUGCACUUCUCCCAGUAUCAUCUGCUGCUUACAGGGAAUCUCUUGAAAAAGCUGUCUGCCAAUGACUUUGUUGAGUACAGAGGACUUACAAUAUUACAUCUGGGAAAUAAUGACAUAUCUGAAGUUGAAGCCGGAGCUUUUAAUGGACUUCAGGGAUUAAAACGAUUACAUCUCAACAAUAACAAAAUUGAUGCCUUGAAGGGGGAGUUUUUCUUUGGCCUUGAAAGUCUGGAAUAUCUACAAAUUGAUUAUAAUUAUAUCACUCAUGUGGCGCCAAAUGCCUUCAGCAGACUUCGACAUCUGGAGGUCCUGAUUCUAAACGACAACCUAAUAACUACUCUGCCCGUGAAUAUUUUCCAAUAUGUACCAUUGACUCAUUUGGACUUAAGGGGGAAUCAGCUCAAAGUGCUUCCCUACUCAGGUCUGCUGGAGCACAUGAACAGUGUUGUGGAGUUACAGCUGGAGGAGAAUCCGUGGAACUGUUCCUGCGAGCUGAUUGCUCUCAAAACCUGGCUCGAGAGCAUAUCAUACACAGCUUUAGUCGGCGAUGUUGUUUGUGAGUUCCCUUUUCGGCUUCAUGGGAGAGAUCUUGAUGAGGUUUCAAAACAGGAGUUGUGCCCGAGGAGAGCCAUUGCUGAAUAUGAGAUGCCACCCCUGCCACAUUUGAGCAGUGAUGCAUACUACAGGACCACGCCAGCUCUAGUCACAGCUUCUUUCACCUCAUCUGGGAUUGCACGGUCCUCAUCAAGACCCACCAAGGGACCUCGACAGUCAGGCAAAUUAAAAUCAAGACCCACUGCUCGUGUCCCAUCUAAUAAACCGCAAAAUUACGGCCAGAUUAUUUCAUAUCAGACCAAAUCCCCUGUGCCUUUAGAUUGCCCGACUGCCUGUACCUGCAAUCUUCAAAUUUCAGACCUUGGCCUGAAUGUGAAUUGCCAGGAGCGAAAGAUUGAGCAUAUCUCUGAUUUAAAUCCCAAACCUUACAACCCAAAAAAGAUGUAUCUCACAGGGAAUUACAUCCCUGUGGUGCGCCGAUCAGAUUUUAUUGAGGCAACUGGAUUAGAUUUGCUUCAUCUUGGUAAUAAUCGAAUAGCUCGCAUACAUGACAGAGCAUUUGGCGAUUUGACACAUCUAAGAAGACUUUACCUGAAUGGGAAUUUGAUAGACCAUCUUACAGCUGAGAUGUUUUAUGGAUUGGAAAGCCUUCAGUUCUUAUAUUUAGAAUACAAUGUCAUUAAAGAGGUUGCUCCUGAUACCUUUCAGCAUGUACCCAAACUUCAGCUUCUUUUUCUGAACAAUAACCUCUUGAAAACUUUACCAGUGGGCACAUUCAAUGGCCUGACAUUGGCCAGGCUAAAUCUUCGCAACAACCAUCUGCGAUAUCUGCCAGUCAGUGGUGUGCUAGAUCAGCUUACAGCACUGGUGCAAGUCGAUUUGUUUGAGAAUCCCUGGGAUUGCUCCUGUAGCAUACUGGAGUUGAAGGUGUGGCUGGAGCAUCUUAGCACAGGCACAGUCGUAAACAAUGUCAUCUGUGGCUCGCCUAAGAGACUAGCUGGGGAGGACAUGAGAUACAUUAAGACAGCUAAUUUCUGCCCUAAUAACUCUGAUUUACUUGCCUCCAUGAUCCCACCCUCUGAAGAAUCUUUUCCUGGCAGCACUAUCACCAUAGAAACAUCUUUGGACUCUGACACACAAUACAGUGCCAUUCCUUUAUCUGUGAUGAUUCUUGCCCUUCUCCUCAUGUUCAUUGUUUCUGUGUUUGUCGCUGCGGGAUUGUUCGUGGCAAUGAAAAAGAGACGUCAAAAGAGUCAAAAUGAGCAGAAUAACUCCAUGAAUGCUUGCAUUAGCUCUCUGAACAUGGAAUAUGGCCUUUACAAGAAGGGAUCCAUUCCCAAAGUCAGAACCUCUGCUGGACAUGUAUAUGAGUAUAUCCCACCUCCCACAGAAUCCACGUGCAGAACUACUGCUCACACGCCGACGGACAGCAAAUCAGUUGAUGGAUUCAGAGACUUUGAUGAGUUGAGCGGUGCUUUUCUGGGUAACUCAGAUGAGGAGGCAAUCAGUAAUGUAAUAAGCUCAGAAUACAGUGCCACUACUCCAGAGCCUCUUAACAAGCCCUCCAUCCCUCACCAAGAUGAUCCAUGUUACUACAGAGAUGUACUUGAGCCUCACAAACAAGCACGCUACAAUACGUUACCAUGCAGGCAUACAGCGCAUUCAUCGAGUCAGUAUACCUCAGACUUUGAUGCAAGGCAUCAAUACAUGCACCCAGAGAGAAUACAACAGACAAUACUCUAUUGCACAGCACCAAGUACUGUUUAUGCGGAGCCCAACCGGAGCGAGUACUGGGAACUUAAAGCAAAGCUUCAUAUUGAUCCUGAUUACCUUGAGGUUCUUGAAAAACGAACCACAUUUACACAGUUUUAA